AUGUCUUCCUCUACGUUUGGUUCACAAAGCCAGCUCACAUGCGCACCAUGUGUGUCAAGAACAGUCGAUAUCGGCACGUGCAAACAACCCAUUUGGAAAGAAGACCUGUUCUACACUGGACAUUCCCAGGUUCCCACUGAGACGGUAUCCAACACUGACGGCCUGGGGACCUGCUGUUGUGAGAAAACACCUGACCCGCCUUGUUGUAACUAUUGCUCGAGUUGUCCAAUCUCAAAAGGACUCUCUUGGGAUGUGAGACAAUUAUUUCAAACCAGCAGCUUAAAGACUAAUAUUUCUAAGUACAAAGAGAAGGUGAAAGGAAAAGGUAUUUGUUCUAUCGUGUGA
Molecule: messenger RNA, 345 nt
Organism: Arctia plantaginis
Lineage: Eukaryota; Metazoa; Arthropoda; Insecta; Lepidoptera; Erebidae
Source: the annotation of a GenBank genome assembly